GUGACGAAGAAUCAGAUAAGCGUUAUCAACUUAAGCUCGAUGAGAUGGCCGCAUCUAAGAAGGUCGAGCCCCCCCUGCAGCAGAAGGUCAACCAGGCGUAUCACAGUAUGCGGAGCCUGGAGGCCAGACUGUCAAAGGCGGUGGAGGCUUUCGAGCGCAUCUCCAACGAGCUGGUCCAGGCACGUUCCAAUGUGGAGUCCAUCACCUCACAGUUGGAGGCCGCGGAGAAGUUGCAUAAAGAGCUGGUGGAGCAGUUGCACCAGUCGGUGGAUGAUAGGCCUCGGAACCCCGAGGGCGCUGUCAAGCAGGAGGUCAAGAUUUCGAUUUCGGACUUGCUUGGUGGUCAACCUCUUCCCAUCGACAUGUCCAGCCUUUUGGAGUGGGAAGCUGAUUACGACCUCAACGAAGAGGACAGAAACGAGGCUGCGGCAAGGCUCAAGACACUCAAUGAUGAGAUUCAGAAGCAGGCGAAGAAGCUCUUCGGUGCCGCGCAGGCUCACGCUGAGCGAGUUCGCAAAGAGAUGGAGGAGCAGAAGUCACGUCUGGCUGGCAAGAAGCGGAAGGAGCUGAGAGUGAUGGUCCACAUGACGGUCAGCCAGCCACUGCACAGGCUCCUGGUGGGGAAGCUCCGGAUGCUGUGGUACGGGCCCGACUUCGGCGUGUGCUGA
This is a messenger RNA of Prorocentrum cordatum, 668 nucleotides long. Lineage: Eukaryota; Dinophyceae; Prorocentrales; Prorocentraceae. The record is from the annotation of a GenBank genome assembly.